AUGCAUGCCAAAGCGAAGCUCACCGACCCGACUAAAGCCUUCCAUUUCACCGACCUAGGCUCGAACAAGCCGACGAGAGAUGAUGACCCUUAUGAGUACAUGUGUGGUUUCGGCAACCACUUCCAGUCCGAGCUGAUCCCUGGGACUCUGCCCAUCGCUCAAAACCAUCCGCAAUUGUGUCGGUUUGAGCUAUACACUGAAUGCCUUACAGCGUCGGCUUUCGCUGCUCCGAGAGCUACCAAUAGCAGCGCAUGCCUGUAUCGCUGUCGGCCCAGCUGUGCGAUAUCACGCGAAAUAAAACUUGAAUCUCAAGCCCUGGUGGAGAGCUGCUUUCUCGCUGCCAAUCCAAACCUCUCGUCAUCCGCAUCGCAAUUGGAAUGGUCACCAUUUCGCCUCCCCACCCCUGGCACCGCAGUUGACUUCGUCGACGGCCUACGCACUAUUGGCGGCAGCGGCGACCCGAAUCUUAGGGAUGGCUUUGCGCUGCAUAUAUUCACCAUCAACCGGCCCAUGGACCACCGUGCGUUCCUUAACGCGGACGGCGAGUGUAUGUUCAUUGCGCAGCACGGGAAUAUCGACAUCAAGACAGAGUUCGGACGAAUAUACUUGCAACCAGGCGAAAUUGCAGUGAUCCCUCGUGGCGUUAAGUACACGCUAGAUCCCGCGAACGGCUCGGCUGACGCCCGUGGCUAUAUUAUCGAGCUCUUUGGUACUCGAUGGGAACUCCCAAACCUAGGUCCCAUCGGGAGCCAGGGACUCGCCAACCCGCGAGACUUUCUUGUUCCGGUAGCUUACGUCGAUGAUAACCUCCGCGAGCCUUGGCAAAUUGUGAUUAAGCUCUCCGGCAAGCUGCACUCUGUCGAACAGGACCACAGCCCAUUCGAUGUUGCCGCCUGGCACGGGAACUGUGUACCGUACAAGUACGAUAUGACAAAAUUCGUUAGCAUCAGUUCUGUAUCCGUCGACCAUACCGACCCUUCCAUCUAUACCAUUCUGACGGCCAAGUCUCAAGACCCCAACACCCCUCUCAUCGACUUCCUUUGGUUUGGUCCGCAUUGGGACGUAGCCAUGAAUACGUUCCGGCCACCGUUUUUCCACCGCAACGCUGCUUCGGAAUUCUUGGCGAACAUCUACUCCAAGGGUACUACGGGUGGGCGAUCGGGCGGGUUCCAGGCUGGUGGUGGAAGCUACGAGGCAGGCUGGAUUCCCCACGGCGGAUUUAAUGAGACGUAUUUGACGGAAAUGAAAAAGAAGAAGAAUGAUCCCCGAGUCAUUUUCGAUUCGUAUUUGACUUUCAUGAUGGAAAGCAGUCGAUCAAUGCUGUUCACGCCCUGGGCAAUGGGUACCGCCAAGGUAGGGGCAACGGAUCCAACCGUGUGGAACGCGAUGCCUGACCGCUUCUCUACGAAUGAUACCGUUCAGAAGCUUCUCCGACACGUUCGAUCGCAGAAAGAGUCACGUAGGCUGAAGGACGAAGCAUUCUUUGACGACAACCGGCUCCUCGAGUUGGUACAGCAUCUCCCCACGACAUUGCCAGUUGACAGUGUAGUCAACGGGGCGGAGAGUAAUAAUGGAGCAGUAGCAGAGGCGGUCCCAGCCCCAAUCUCGAUUUAG
Messenger RNA from Scedosporium apiospermum, 1614 nucleotides. RefSeq lists its product as uncharacterized. Lineage: Eukaryota; Fungi; Ascomycota; Sordariomycetes; Microascales; Microascaceae. Gene Ontology annotation, molecular function: homogentisate 1,2-dioxygenase activity. The record is from RefSeq and is a predicted model, not a curated record. The transcript is spliced from 5 exons. Gene Ontology annotation, biological process: L-phenylalanine catabolic process. Gene Ontology annotation, cellular component: cytoplasm. Bases 1 to 1614 code for a protein of 537 amino acids.